Messenger RNA from Podarcis muralis (Common wall lizard), 4179 nucleotides. The record is from RefSeq and is a predicted model, not a curated record. NCBI's taxonomy places the organism in Eukaryota, Metazoa, Chordata, Lepidosauria, Squamata, Lacertidae.
CUGCAAUAGACUGUAAUGGAUUGCUUUGAAGUCACUUCAGCACCAAAGGGAAAAAAUAUCGCCCCCCAACCGCCCCUCCCAGUCCUUUCUUUUGCCAGGACCGAGUUAGCAACCCUCCUCUCGGGUCCCUCCCAGCUCUACAAUCCUACGCAUCUCUCCCCCCACCCCGCCCCAUCUCCCUUCCUCAAAAGCGAAAAUCCUAGCAGCCUGCCAGCCUUUCCACCAGCCUCGCUCCGCGCGCCCCUUUCCGCGCCGGGGCAUCGUGUGAACGCUGUCCCGCGUGUCAAGAUCAGGCGGGCAGGGCGGGGACGAGCCAUCCUUGGGAUUGGGUUUUUUUUUUUUGUUUGCCGGCUCGGCGGUCUGCCGCUCGUGACGCGCGCGCGGAGGAGGGGAAUCCGGGGCGCGCGCCUGGGCUGCUGCUUGGCGGCGCCUCCUCCUCCUCCUGCUCGCGAGCGGCCGGUCCCUACGCGGCGGCGGCGCUCCAAUCCCGGCCCGGAAGAAGGCGGCGGCGGCGGCGGCGGCGCGGGGAGGCAUGUCAGGGCGUCUCUAAGCGGGCAGCUCCCUCUCCGCCCCCGCGCGGACUCCUGCUGCGAGGCGGGCGCCGCUUCCUCUCCUCUCGCUCCGUCGCUGCGCUGCGCUCUGGCUGCGGCUGGUGGCUCCCGACGCGCAGCAUCCGCCGCCGCCGGGCGGAGCUCCGUCCCUGCCCUGCCCGGGCUGCGCAGGCCGGGAGAAGCCGAGCCCCAUCGCCCGCCGACGGACGACCAAGGAGCGCGCCCCCGUCCCUCGCUUUCUCCGCGCCCGGCAGCCGAGCCGCCAGCCGAGGCCAUGGGCGACAAAGGCACCCGGGUGUUCAAGAAAGCCAGUCCCAAUGGGAAGCUCACCGUCUACCUGGGCAAGAGGGACUUCGUGGACCACAUAGAUGUCGUCGAUCCAGUGGAUGGCGUCGUGCUGGUCGAUCCAGAAUACUUAAAAGAAAGGAAAGUUUUCGUGACCCUCACGUGUGCCUUCCGCUACGGCCGCGAGGACCUGGACGUCCUGGGCCUGACCUUCCGCAAGGACCUCUUUGUCGCCAACAUCCAAGCCUUCCCUCCGGUCACUGAGGAGAAGAAGCCUCUGACGCGGCUCCAGGAACGGCUGAUUAAGAAGCUCGGUGAGCAGGCCUACCCUUUUACCUUCGAGAUCCUUCCCAACCUUCCCUGCUCCGUGACGUUGCAGCCGGGACCCGAAGACACAGGAAAGGCUUGCGGUGUUGACUAUGAAGUGAAAGCUUUCUGUGCAGAGAGUCUGGAGGAGAAGAUCCACAAAAGGAACUCAGUGCGCUUGGUGAUCCGCAAAGUCCAGUAUGCGCCAGAGCGGCCAGGGCCGCAGCCGAUGGCCGAGACCACCCGGCAGUUCCUCAUGUCGGACAAGCCCCUGCACUUGGAAGCUUCCCUGGACAAAGAGAUUUACUAUCACGGGGAGCCGAUCAGCGUCAACGUUCACGUGACGAACAACACCAACAAGACGGUGAAGAAGAUUAAAAUCUCAGUUCGCCAAUACGCAGACAUCUGCCUCUUCAACACAGCCCAGUACAAAUGCCCCGUUGCAGUGGAGGAAGCAGACGACGUGGUGGCUCCCAGCUCGACCUUCUGCAAAGUCUACACAUUGACCCCGUUCCUCGCCAACAACCGGGAGAAGCGCGGCCUCGCCCUGGACGGGAAGCUCAAGCACGAAGACACCAACCUGGCCUCCAGCACACUGUUGAGAGACGGCGCCAACAAGGAGGUCCUGGGCAUCAUUGUCUCCUACAAAGUGAAAGUGAAGCUGGUGGUCUCUCGCGGCGGCCUGCUGGGAGACCUUGCCUCCAGCGACGUGGCUGUGGAGCUGCCAUUCACCCUAAUGCACCCCAAACCCAAGGAGGAGCCUCUGCAACGGGACGUUCCAGAAAACGAAGCUCCGAUUGACACAAAUCUCAUAGAGCUUGAUACGAAUGACGACGACAUCGUCUUUGAGGACUUUGCCCGCCAGAGGCUGAAGGGGGUGAAAGACGAGAAGGAGGACGACGACGACGGGAUGAGCUCCCCGCAGCUGAACGACAGAUAAACUGGAUCUCCUCCCCGUGGGUCUCUCUCUCCGUUUCCAAGUCCUGACACCUGAGCACUAGGCUUCUUAUCUUUUGUAUAAAGGUUUCUUUCUUUUUUCCAGGGUGGGGUUGGGGGUCGAGUUCCUUUGUUUUUUAAAACACUGACCAGGAACCUGUGGGGUGAGUCGGGGAGCUUGCGAGAGCCUUGGGUUCUUUUCCCACCUGCUCUGCAAGCCACAGAUUUUUCUGGCGGCCUCCAAGGAAGGGCGAAUGCCCACCCCUCUGUGAGCCACGCUGGAGGGGUGGGGGCUAUGUGUGCGUGUUUUCUGUCGUCGUCGUUGUUUGCCCAGGAAGGAGCAGUGGCCUUGCUUGGUAACUGUGCUCUGCUUUCUGCUGGGGGCUCCAUCCCAGUGUCCCCACCCCACUGGCUCCAGGGCCCUGCUGCUUUGCACCUCGCUCCGUUCACCUGCGGAACCCCCUGCCACAAGAUGCGGCAAUGGGCGCCUCUCGCCCUGACAGUUCCCAAGGCGAUUUUGGAGACCUCCUGACGGCUGUUAAACCAGGAGGCAAUGCGUCUGGAGCUGGCCGCCAUGGUCUUUGGGUCGGAUCCAGCGCUGUGCUGUCUUCCCAGGUUUUCCAUCUCUUGCCCCGAGGGCCUUUUUGAGAUGCUUAGAAUAUUAGAAUUGUAGAGUUGGAAGGGACCCUGCGGGUCAUCUAGUCCAACCCCCUGCAAUGCAGGAAUCUUUUGCCCAAUGUGUGGCCCUGAGUUCGAGUCUCAUGCUCCACCCACUGAGCUGUCCCAGGUCCAAAGAGGGGCUAUGACUCAGGGAGGGAGUUUAUCGGCAGGCUCAUUCCCCAUCAUCUCUAGAUAAAUGGAACAAGGUAGAAAAAGAUGCACAAGUUGAUGGAAUUGAGAUGAGGGUGAAGAAAGGCAGCAGUCCGGUUUUGCAGAAAUGGAGAAUUCUCCCUUCCAAACCCCUAUUGCAUGUUCUAAACGCUUUAGCUUCAUAGAAUUGCAGAGUUGGAAGGGAACGUGCAAAAGAUGUUCGGUGAAGUUGCUCUGAUUCCCGCCACCAGCUCAAAUUCCAGCCCCUGAAAGGGUUGUGCUUCGGGACGGCUGCAGCUCCCGGGAGUUACUGCCCUGGGUUCGAAUGCCGUGAUUUGCUACAUUCGGCUCCGAGAAGCCAAUCUGGACUGGAGAGCAAAACCUGCCACUCAAGUUUCCAUCGCCAGGCAUGGUGAGGGGUCUCUGUCUCCACACAAUGUGAUUUCAGUGAGCAAGGACUACGCAUUUGUUAUCUUAUUGAUUCCAUAAAAUAUAUACAGCUUGUUAAAACAAACCAACCAACCAACCAACCAACCUAAAAGCGGUUUACAAAGAGAACGAAGCGAUAAAAUUACCAGUAAAAACAUCUCUUUGAAAGAGAAAGUAUGUAAUAAACUAAGAACAUACUCAAACAUGCAUUGACGUUCCACAUGUCCAGACAGGCUUGUCUAAACAAGAAUGGUUUGGGCAGGCACUGAAAAUAGGAUGGUGCCAAUGAGCAGGGAGUUCCAAAGUGUAUGGGAGCCGUCACAUUAAAAUGUUGAUUUCUUACCAGUGUGGAACAGGCUCCUGUAGCAUUGCCGGUUUCUGCAGAUUGAUGCAGUCAGAAGGACACCUGUGAGGUUUGUGCCAUUAUCACGGACAGGCUGUCUGUCUCUCUCUCGAACAGGCAAAAUUUCCUGCCUUGAAUGCUGUCUCUUUAUGCUGUGAACCUCCCUGAGCUCGACAGGUGAAACUUAAUAAAUUUAAUAAUGAAUCUGCAGAGGUGGGCUCUGCAGAUGAAAUUUAAUAACAGCACCCUGGCAGCAGCUCGCCUGGAUUUCAGAAAGAAGUCUCCCUCCCUCUCUCACCUGCGAAUCCCCUCACGCUGUGCGUUUUACCUGCCUCACACCUGAUGUCAUAAAUCAGUGUCAGGUGUAGGGUAAGGCGGGUGUGGUCUGGCCAAAACAGCCUCAUGGGCCAAGGGGGAAGGUAUCGCGGGCCAAAUUCGGCCUGAGCCCCCCCCCCCCGCCAUUAAAGAUUGUUGUUGUUUAGUCAUUUAGUCAUGUCCGCCUCUUCGUGACCCCAUGGA